CUAACAGCUCUUGCUGCACAUUACACUACUGUUCUUGUGGCUCAAGAGAAAGAGAAGGCAUUUUGGACCGAAUCAGAAGUAACUGCGCUGGUCGACUACCUUCAUGAACAUCGGUCAGAGCGUGCCAAAGGAGGCAACUUCAAGAUGGUAACAUUCAAUGGAGCAGUGAGGGAUAUCGCACCCAAGAAGACACAGGGCCCACAAAAGACUGGCAAAAUGUGCCAGACAAAGUGGACAUCAGUGAGUUGCUGA
This is a messenger RNA of Suillus fuscotomentosus, 252 nucleotides long. RefSeq lists its product as uncharacterized. The annotation marks the transcript as partial. The transcript has a single exon. Lineage: Eukaryota; Fungi; Basidiomycota; Agaricomycetes; Boletales; Suillaceae. The record is from RefSeq and is a predicted model, not a curated record.